CUCCAAACCACCGUCUCUCUCUCCUUCCUCUUCGUCUUCCUAUUCCUGUUCUCUGCAACUGUCAGCAUCUCUUUCGUGAUUCCGCUACUUAGCGAUCGGUCGAUCCGUCCAUCCGUCCAUCUUUCGCUCGCAUUGUACACAACUCUACGAAUCUUUCUAUCGAUCUAGCUGUUGUACUUUCUGCGUUUUCUUUGGAUUCUGCGAGGCUUAAUUUGGGAAUCUUUGGCUCUGGCCUCUUGGAGCUGAAGAGAUGGGGGCGUUGAAGUUCCUGGUUGUGCCGUUCCUAUUCGUUUUGGCGUUUACUUGUUCGUCAUUUGCCGGGAAGAGUUAUUAUGAUGUGUUGCAAGUUCCGCGGGGGGCGUCCGAGGAGCAAAUCAAGCGCGCCUACCGGAAGCUUGCGCUGAAGUACCAUCCAGACAAAAAUCCAGGGAACGAGGAGGCCAACAAGAGAUUCGCAGAAAUCAAUAAUGCAUAUGAGGUCCUGACGGAUCGAGAGAAGAGAGAAAUCUAUGACAGAUAUGGCGAGGAGGGUCUCAAACAAAGUGCGGCUGGUGGCGGAAGGGGUGGGGGGAGCUUCCAGGACAUAUUUAGCCAAUUCUUUGGUGGUGGGAUGCAAGAGGAGGAAGAAAAGAUUGUGAAAGGGGAUGAUGUGAUUGUGGAAUUGCAUGCAACGUUAGAAGAUCUGUACAUGGGUGGCACAUUAAAAGUUUGGAGAGAAAAAAAUGUGCUGAAGCCAGCCCCUGGCAAGAGAAAAUGUAACUGCAGAAAUGAGGUCUAUCACAAACAAAUUGGCCCUGGAAUGUUCCAGCAGAUCACAGAGCAGGUUUGUGAGAAGUGCCCCAAUGUAAAAUAUGAGCGAGAAGGAUACUUUGUCACUGUCGAUAUUGAAAAGGGAAUGCAAGAUGGACAAGAGAUUGUGUUUUAUGAGGAUGGUGAGCCUAUAAUAGACGGUGAAGUUGGUGAUCUCAAGUUUAGGAUUCAAACUGCACCACAUGAUCGUUUCAGAAGAGAAGGCGAUGACCUGCAUAUGACUGUCACGAUUACGCUGGUUCAAGCUCUCGUUGGCUUCCAGAAGACCAUCAUGCACUUGGAUGAACACCCAGUAGACAUCGGAACAAAGGGAAUAACGAGACCAAAAGAAGUUAGGAGAUUCAAAGGGGAAGGCAUGCCUUUGUAUAUGAGCUCAAAGAAAGGCGACUUGUACAUUACAUUUGAGGUUCUGUUCCCAACUUCGCUCACAGAAGACCAGAAAGCAAAGAUCAAGGCAGUUCUUUCAUAGGUUUUGAGUCGGCGACUGCUCCCACUGUACCAUGUUUGAGGAUGUAGGAAGGUGAGCAGCCAUUAGGACAUCUGUAAAAUGCAAAUUUUGGUGAAGGGAUAAGCUUUCCCAUCUGAAUCUUCUUGGUUUUGCUGAUUAAAAAAAAAAGAAAAACCAAAGUAUUAAUUCAAAAUCUACUCUUGUAAUGAGAAUGUGUAACCUCUCUCCCUCCUUUAGUUAACAAUUUCUUGCCCACUGUGCAAGCAAA
Molecule: messenger RNA, 1526 nt
Organism: Nymphaea colorata (pocket water lily)
Lineage: Eukaryota; Viridiplantae; Streptophyta; Magnoliopsida; Nymphaeales; Nymphaeaceae
Product: dnaJ protein ERDJ3B
Exons: 10
Coding region: 251-1279 (342 amino acids)
Biological process (GO): protein folding
Source: RefSeq, a predicted model, not a curated record